AUGAACACUAAAUCUUUCGAUACUCUUGCAGCAGACGAAAAAUUUAAAAUUUUAGAUCAAGGUACUACUGAUCCGUUUGUUACAACGCCAGAAACAAUAGUUCAAGAGCCUAUACACCCAACCGAUAUUCUCUUGGGCCUUUUUUACCAACUUGAUUAUAAUCCGUUCAUGGAUAUGAUGGCAAAAUUUGGGUCGGAAGUCCUGACACUUGUACACCAUCGCCCAUUUUUGGGUGUCGUCGCAUCUCCAUUGCCUAGUUCUUUUGAUCUUUUAACUCCUCCACUGAGCACUCCUUCCAUUUGCAUUAUUCUUACUUUAAAGAUAUUCGUAGAAUAUUAUUCAUUAAAAGACCUUAUUUUCUACACUUAUGAAAUGAUGUUGAUUAAUUUAAAACAUUCUAAUCCUAAUGGAAAGUCCUUUGCAAAUUAUCAUUCAUAUGUUUCUCAAGCCAUUGAACCUAAACAAAAGAAAAAGAUUAUCAAGUUUAGCCAUAACUUGGAGCAACAUUAUACUCCUAUCCAUUAUACAAUACGACCUCCUCCGUCCUUCACGCGGCGUAUGACGAGUAGCUCAAUCAAAAUUUAUAAAGACCAAGGUAUUAACAACCAUGGUUCUUGGGUUGUUGGAACUUAUCAGAAUGAUGACGUUGAUGAGUUCGCUGUGCCUCCAGUCCCACCAUUAGUUAAAUCCUCUCCACGCUGCAUCUCAUAUAAUAACUUGUACGCUGAGAAAGUUGAGGAUAGAACUCAUCCGGGGUUAAGUUACACAAAGGCCUGGAGUAUAUGGGG
Scutellospora calospora is the source of this 788-nucleotide messenger RNA. Lineage: Eukaryota; Fungi; Glomeromycota; Glomeromycetes; Diversisporales; Gigasporaceae. The record is from the annotation of a GenBank genome assembly.